Molecule: messenger RNA, 4988 nt
Organism: Hypoxylon trugodes
Lineage: Eukaryota; Fungi; Ascomycota; Sordariomycetes; Xylariales; Hypoxylaceae
Product: ABC transporter
Exons: 11
Coding region: 329-4864 (1511 amino acids)
Biological process (GO): transmembrane transport
Cellular component (GO): fungal-type vacuole; membrane
Molecular function (GO): ATP binding; ABC-type peptide transporter activity; ATP hydrolysis activity
Source: RefSeq, a predicted model, not a curated record
UCCUCCAGACCAGCUUCCCUCAGGGGUACCAGGUAGGUAAUGUGAGUAACCAUAUGGGGGCAAUUCCUAUGUAUAAGUUGUCAAUGUAGGUAGUCCACCAAGGCCUUACCAAAAGUAAACGUCAGAAUAGCUUCAGGCAAUUAUUAAUGUUGUCUCUCCCCUCUUGGCGAAAGGUCCGUCUAUUCUAGACUACUUCCGCUGAUUGUGGCUGUUAUGUUAUCCCGGAACGCGAAAUUAACCGAACGACAGGUUGCUAUUCUUGACAUCUCAAUUUAUUGACUAUAGCGAACUCACCUUUACCCCAAUUCGGCCUAUGCCAUGAGAAAUCAUGGAUCAACUUGGCUUUAGGGGAUACGGUUGGGACUUUGUUCCUAUCCGCUCUCAAACACUUCAUACAUUCAAGCACACUCACAAUAUUGCCAGUAUCUCCAGGCUUCAAUGGGUUCAUGACCUCUCCCAGUUUGCCAGAGCUGGCUAUCUACAACUCACAAUAAUUGUUCUUUCUUUUCUAAUCAUUGUCAAACAUUUACUUCACCGACCUUACUCUAAGGUAUUAAAACCUGAAGGCAACGCUCAAAAAAUAUCAUUACCAUUUGAAUUAUGCAGUCAACUUCUACGCGCCGCCUCUUUGGCUUUCUUCGUCGUUGCGACGACCCAGGAUAAUGGCAGAUGGACCAAUGUAGCUGUAUUAGCUUAUGCCUUCAUCCUUGGUCUCCUACGGCUCAUAAACGAUCUCGAAUGGAGACACAUCGCCUUACACCAUGUGAACUUCUCUCUUACUAUUUCUCUAAUCGUCAUUCUUAUAGGGGAGCUUCUCCCAUAUGUCGAUACGAAUUAUAGCAAAAAGUUGAGUGCGAUGGUGAUAUGUGGUAUGUCAACCCUAGGUGCCGCUGUCUUCGUAGCUUUUGUUACGCGAAGGGAAUGGAUACCGCCAUCUUUGGAUCUCGGCAUCUCCGAAAACAUACCAAGUCGAGAGCCGUCACUUGAAGAAACCUGCAGCUGGUUGGAGUAUUACGUAACUUACGAAUGGCUCACUCCUCUCGUAUUGAGGGGUAUGCGUCGAGAAGUAUCUCUCGAUGCGCUACCAAAACUCCCGUGGUACGAUGAGCCAUUAAUCCUGCUUUCCAGGAUCCAGGAGGCGCGACGAAGAGGAAACUCUACAUUCUGGACGUUGGCAUGUUUUCUACGUAAGGAGCUUAUCACUAUGGCAUGUUUCAUUGCAUCGUCUUUCAUCCUCGAAAUGAUAGCUCCGUUCGCUAUGUACAAGUUGCUUGGUUACUUAUCCGCCCCCUCUGACUCCCUCUAUCGGCCUUGGAUUUGGCUUGUACUCCUCUUCAUUGGGCCAUUGUCGCGUGCCGUGUGCGCUGAACAAUACAUAUUCACAUCGACCCGUUUGGUCGUGCGUAUUAGAGCUGCGUUGACCCAGGAAUUAUACUAUAAAGCGAUGGGGUCCAUGGAAUUAGACGAUGAUGUAUUCGCCGAAAUUGCUUCCACGGGGAAAGAAAAGGAAAAGAAUCAGCAGAAUACUACAUCAACGGGACGCCUGGCAAACCUAAUGGGUGCUGAUAUAUACGCCAUUGCGAGAGGUCGAGAAAUUGUUCAAGUUGUUUGCGGUAUAUCAGUCGGAACGGCCAUGUCACUUAUUGGAUUGUAUAAGUUGUUGGGCUGGUCAGCUCUGGUCGGCAUUGUUACCAUGGUGCUAUUAACACCGCUCCCUGUCCUAAUCGGCCGGCGUAUGGUGGGCAUACAACGAGAUAUCAAACGGAUUCAAGACUCACGAAUAUCGGUCAUCUCGGAGUACCUUGCCGCAAUCAGAGCUAUCAAAUACUUCUCUUGGGAAGAAGCUAUCAUCAAGCGAGUCAACGAGAUUAGAUUCAGCGAGCAAAGGAGGCUAUGGGCCUUGAAUGUGCUUUUUGUUUCACUCAAUUCGGUCACAGAGGCAAUUCCAAAUCUGUCGCUAAUUCUCAUAUUCACUUUACAGGUGCUCGUGCGCAAAGAACCGCUUACGGCGGACGUCGCAUUUACAGCGAUAACACUGGUUAGAACGUUGCGACGAAACCUUGCAAUGGCAUCGAACAUGUCGCGGAGUUUCACCGCCGCAGGUGUCUCUAUAAAACGUCUAGAUCGUUAUUUCGAUAACACUACGCCCUUACCUUCUCAUCCGGCUGGCAAACUCCAUAUAAAUGAAGCGACUUUCAGGCGCCACAAGAAGGCUGCAUUUGCGUUAAAGGACAUAUCCAUCGAGUUCGUUGAGGGUGGGCUGAACGUAGUGACAGGUCAAAGUGGAAGCGGGAAAACAACGCUUCUUAUGUCAAUUCUUGGCGAGACCAUCAUCGAAGGUGGUUCAAUCACAUGCCCCAAGGAUAUCGCCUACGCCUCUCAAAGCCCCUGGCUACAGAACGAAACCAUCCGUGAGAAUAUUUUAUUCAACAGUCCUUUCGAGCCGGUUCGAUAUGACCGAGUUAUUAACGCUUGUGGUCUACCAAUUGAUUUCGAUGAGUUUCCGGAACGAGAUGAGACUGAAGUCGGCGAGAAUGGAGCCUCGUUAUCUGGCGGUCAGAAGUCUCGAGUUGCUCUUGCACGGGCUCUCUACUCGAAGGCCCCUCUCAUUCUACUCGACGACGUAUUUUCCGCCUUAGAUGCCAAGACUUCGGCGUUGUUAUGGGAAGAAGCUUUUUGCGGAGACCUACUGAAAGGGAGGACAGUUGUUCUCGUCACCCAAUUGCCAUGGAUUGCCCCCCAGGCCGACCUUACUAUAAUGUUAGAGAAUGGUUUAAUCAAAGACAUCCAGCAGAACCUUGGCGUUGUCCGGAAAUCAGUUACGCUGAAUGAAGAACUUAUUGACGAAGGCAACGUUGAUGCAGCUGCGGAAGGGACCGCGCCUCAUUCUAAUGGCAUUACUACCAAUGGUAAGAGUUCUGACGGUGACGCCAAAAAUGUUGAAGAUAAACGCCAGGACGAGGUCAGCCAAGAAGCCCUCAGAACUGGUUCGAGUACCCGCUUGCAGUUCAUUCAAUACAUGCGACUCUUCGGUAAUCCAAUUUACGCGAUGGCUGCUAUUGCUAUGACCAUUCUAUCCACAGCAUCGAUGGUCGGAACCGGAUUGUGGGUCGCUGUUUGGGUUGACGCUUACGAUAAAGACGAUGCGUACGAUAUUGGGUUCUAUCUUGGUAUAUACGCGCUAUGGAGUCUUGGGGAUGUCUUCCUUAGCGGUUUGGCGUAUAUCGCAUACGAGAGCGGUGGUUGGUUUGCAGCGCGAUCGCUACACACUACAUUCAUCAAGGCUGUAUUGAGCGUCCCCCUCUCUUGGUACAAGACCACGCCAAUUGGUCGGGUCGUCAACCGAUUUUCCAAUGACAUGGACUCCAUCGACUCGAUGCUAGUCAGCAUGCUCCGAAUGACUCUCGAGAUGCUCGUACGACUCUGCUUCCAGAUUCUAGCUGUCAGCUCAGUGAUGCCCGUCUUUAUGAUACCCGCCGCCGCUUGCUGUGUCGUUGGAAUCCUCGCCGGAGAAAUGUACACAAGGGUUUCAGUGGCUGUGAAGCGUCUCGUAUCCUCGUCGCAAUCGCCUCUGUUCGCCCAAUUCGCCGAUAGUCUAGCUGGUCUACCCAUAAUUCGCGCCCGCGCAAACAUGCCGCAGAUCUUCGGUAAUCAAUUAGCGGAAAAGCUACGAGUAUUUGAGAAAGCAAGCGAAGCCCAAUUCAACCUGAACCGAUGGGUUGCGCUUAAGGUUGACAUGGUGACUACACUGGUUACACUCUCUGCGGGGGCAAUCGCAAUAUCGAAAGCAGGUCUCGUAGCAGCUGGUCUGGUGGGAUUUUCGUUAACAAAUGCAACAACACUUAGUACCCUCAUCAUAUUUUUCGUGAGGGCAGGAAACGAACUCGAGAUUGAACUACAGAGCUUCCAUCGAGUCCGGGAAUAUGCCAAUGUCGAGCCAGAAGAGAAACCGGAAGAAUACAAGAGUGUCGGCGAGUACUCUGACGAUCCCGAAUCUGCCAUGCCUGAGAAUUGGCCCACGAGUGGUGAAGUCGAGUUCCGCAACGUGACUAUUAAGUACGAUCUAGAUGGACCCGAAAUCUUGAAGAACAUCAAUCUCAAAUUUGCGGCUGGCGAAAGAGUCGCUGUCGUUGGGAGAACUGGUUCUGGGAAGAGUACUCUGGUCCUAUCUCUGCUACGGUUUACUAAUAUCGUCUCGGGUCAAAUACUUUUCGACGGUGUAGACAUCACGAAAUUUCCACGCAAGAAACUCCGAGAAGCGCUUACCAUCAUCCCACAAGAGGCCGUGCUAUUCAAUGGAGAUGUUAAAUCGAAUUUAGACCCAACAGGCACAGUCCCCACAGAAACGUUAGAAAAGGCGCUUCAGUACUGUAGCGGGAUCGCUUCAUUCCAGUACCAUCAAAAUGAAGAACAUGCGCAAAACAAUGGGGUGAACGGCACCAACAUAGACGAGCCGCCGAACGACAUUGGCAUCACCCUUUCAACACCAGUAAAGCCUAAAGGGGAGAAUUUUUCACACGGUCAACGGCAAGUACUCUCGCUCUGCAGGGCUUUGGUGCGCAAAAGCAAGUUGAUGCUACUAGACGAAGCGACCGCAAGUAUGGACUACGAGACCGAUCAAGGGAUCCAGGAGGUCCUUAGAAAGGAAUUGAACGAACAUGGUAGGGAUAGGACACUAGUCACUAUCGCCCACCGAUUAAAAACGAUCAUUGACUACGAUCGAGUCGUGGUUAUGAGCGCAGGCUCGGUUCAAGAAGUUGGAAGCCCGAAGGAGCUAUACGAGGCUAGGGGGCAAUUCUAUGACAUGAUGAAGCACAGCGGGGAAUUUGAGGACCUGGAAAAGUUCCUCGAUACCAAAACAUAAACAUCAUCCUACGAUUGAGAAAAUUUUAUGACACAAAAGUAGAUAGAUAUUUAGAUGGUUCUGACGGUGAUAUUAAAUGCCGUUAAUGUAGAAGGUUUGAAAUACACAAAAGAUUUGUCAACAA